CGAUUGGCUGGCGUGGAGAACCACGUGACUAACGGUCGCGGGAAAGCUGCGGAGUCCGAGGGUCGCGGGGAGCGCGGAGCGGAGCCGAGCCCCCCAGCCCACUCGGUCCGGUCCUGGCGGCCAUGAGUUUCCUGAGCCGGGAGCAGGCGGCGCCCCGGCGGGUGUCGGCCCGGCGGGCGGUGGUGGCGCCGAUCCGGCAGAAGCUGUUGUUCCCGGCCGGCGGCAGCGACUGCGAGGAGGAGGAGGACGAAGAGGAGGAGGAGGAGGAAGGCGGCAACAGCACGGGCGAGGACUCGGCCUUCCAGGAGGCGGACUCGCCGCUCUCCGCCGCGCGUACCCCGGCGCGGCCAGUCCCGCAGCCGCAGUUGCCGCGCCCGCCCGACGGGCCGCCCGGCCGCAUGGAGACGGCGGCGGCGCUGCCUGGGGACGAGGGGGACUCGUGGGAGGAGGAGGGUUUCGGCUCCUCGCCCGUCAAAUCCCCGGGCGGCGCGGCCGCCUCGCCCUCCCCGUCGCCCCUCAAGGGCCGGCGCUGCUGCGGGUGGGCGCCGGGCGUGGCUGGGGGCUCCUCGCCGCUGCCCGACUACCCGGGCACGCCGCCGCACAAGACCUUCCGCAAGCUGCGCCUCUUCGACACGCCGCACACGCCCAAGAGUUUGCUCUCCAAAGCUCAAGGAAUGGGCUCUAGCUCAGUUAAGCUCCGUGUUGGAUCUCUCUUCAUGAACGUUGGGAAAUCAGAAAAACAUGAUCCUGGUAUUAGACAGACGCCUCAUGUGAACAUUAAUCCUUUCACUCCUGACUCUCUGUUCCUUCACGCUUCAGACGGACAAAGUCGCAGAAGAAAAAGAACAUACUGGAAUGACUCUUGUGGGGAGGACAUGGAAGCAAGUGAUUGUGAGCUUGAGGAUGAAACUAUCAGGCCUGCUAAGAGAAUCACAAUUACUGAAAGUAAUAUGAAGUCACGGUAUGCAACAGAAUUUCAUGAGCUGGAGAAGAUUGGGUCUGGAGAAUUUGGUUCUGUGUUUAAAUGUGUAAAAAGGCUGGAUGGCUGUAUCUACGCUAUAAAACGGUCCAAGAAGCCGUUGGCUGGCUCAGUUGAUGAGCAAAAUGCUUUAAGAGAGGUUUAUGCACAUGCAGUUUUGGGACAGCAUUCUCAUGUAGUGAGAUAUUACUCUGCAUGGGCAGAAGAUGAUCACAUGCUUAUACAGAAUGAGUAUUGUAAUGGUGGCAGUUUAGCAGAUGCUAUAAGUGAAAACUAUAGAAAUAUGCGCUACUUUACUGAACCAGAGCUGAAAGAUCUUCUACUUCAGGUAGCUCGUGGCUUAAAAUAUAUUCAUUCAAUGUCUCUAGUACACAUGGAUAUAAAGCCUAGUAAUAUUUUUAUAUCUAGGACAUCAGUUCCAAGUAUGACAUCAGAAGAAGGUGAUGACGACGACUGCUCGUCUGACAGAAUUAUUUUUAAAAUAGGUGACCUUGGUCAUGUAACUAGAAUAUCUAGUCCACAGGUGGAGGAAGGUGAUAGUCGUUUUCUUGCGAAUGAAGUCUUACAAGAGAACUACGCUCACUUGCCAAAAGCUGAUAUUUUCGCUCUUGCUCUAACUGUUGUGUGUGCUGCUGGUGCUGAACCACUUCCAACAAAUGGAGACCGGUGGCAUGAAAUUCGACAAGGAAAACUGCCGAAAAUACCACAAGUUCUUUCUCAAGAAUUCUUGGAAUUGCUGAAAGUUAUGAUUAGUCCAGAUCCAGAAAAAAGACCUUCGGCAGUGGCUCUAGUCAAACAUUCUGUUCUGCUGUCUGCUGCCAAAAAGAGUGCAGAGCAGCUGCGGAUAGAACUGAAUGCUGAGAAGUUUAAAAAUUCACUCUUGCAAAAAGAACUGAAGAAGGCACAAAUGGCAAAAGCUGCAGCAGAAGAGAGAGCGUUAUUCACUGAUCGAAUGAAAACUAGAUCUACAUCCCAGAACAGAACAUCUCGACUCAUUGGGAAAAAAAUGAAUCGCUCAGUUAGUCUUACUAUAUACUGAACUAAUCAAUUCCUAAAGAACUGUUGAAGAAAGGCCACAAUCUUCCUGGACUGAGUUUUUCAGGAGCUGAAGGAAGGGUUCAAGUUCUGGCUUCUUGUCCAGUCUUCAAUCAGUGUCUUAUUUUACAGAAAUAGCUUCUAGUUUUUUUAACUGCAAAAUACAGCUGAUGGCUGUAUUAAAAUAUUGAGGUAGUGGACUCUAUCUGGUCUAUUUGAGGACCUUAGUGUUAAUCCAUAGGCUAUUCAGUUACACUGUUAGAUGUUACACCGUCCCAGGGUUAACCACUAUGGUGGUCUGCUGCUUUUUAGUGUUACAGCAUUGUAAUAAAAGGUAUUUUUCUAACAACCUGUAAAAAUUAAAAUGGGGGGUGGUGAGGUGCUUCAUUGUAAAGUAGAGUGUCUCUGUCACAGAGGGAAGAAGUUUGGAGGAAACUGGCUUAAGGCCACCCACACUCAACAUACCUGAAGUCAGGUAAACUUUUAUUGUGAAUUUUAUUUGUAUAUUCAACUGGGAGCACUUUGUAGGCAUUGCAAAAACCAUGGGACCCCAAGCCUGUGGAAAAGUAUGUGCCAUGUGAAACUGCUGCUAUUAGUUUUUGUCUUCGCUGUAAACAUGUAGCAUUAAAACAAUCAUUGUUGUGUUAAUAGGCUUUCUGUUAAAACAAUUAUGUGGGGGGUGGGAGAAAACCCUAAGCUGCAUUUAGUGAAAGCAGCAUUUUUCUUUGAAGCUAGUGCACUGUGAACUACAUCAGUGCACCAAUUUUUCAAGUCAGAUUCUUUGUAUUAGUGUAGUGCAAUCGUUUAAUGCCUCACCUUGAAUGUUUUUUGUAACUUCUUUUCUAAUGUUGGGGUUUAUCCUCCUCUUCCUUCCUCCAUUCAGUUUCAUGUUUUUUGUUUGUUUGUUUGUUUUUGUGGCAAAUUACAUAUUUUUAUGUUGGAGUUCUUGUACAUAAUUGUAUUAUUUAGUGUAUGUGCUCUGGCUGUUCUUCCUUGAUGUUCAUGUACAUAAUUGUUUGGUCUUGCUCAUAGUAUACUAUACUAAACUGCAGUCAGUGCCAGCAGGAGAAACUUAACUGUUCCAAUUUUAAGUUCUGAACUGAAUAAAAUUUGACUGUCUAAUCACUUGCUCUGAUAUCGUUAACCUGACGUUGUCAAAAUGGAAAUUUCUGUUUUGCUUUUGAAACAAUAGUCCCCAUUUGUGUGUUGUUCUUAAUGGCAUUGAAUUGGAAUAUUAAAGGUCAAAGGUUGA
Alligator mississippiensis (American alligator) is the source of this 3266-nucleotide messenger RNA. It is a transcript of the gene WEE1, whose product is annotated as WEE1 G2 checkpoint kinase. Gene Ontology annotation, molecular function: ATP binding; magnesium ion binding; non-membrane spanning protein tyrosine kinase activity. The transcript is spliced from 11 exons. The coding region runs from base 123 to 2018 and encodes 631 amino acids. NCBI's taxonomy places the organism in Eukaryota, Metazoa, Chordata, Crocodylia, Alligatoridae. The record is from RefSeq and is a predicted model, not a curated record. Gene Ontology annotation, biological process: mitotic cell cycle; protein phosphorylation. Gene Ontology annotation, cellular component: nucleus.